This is a messenger RNA of Malania oleifera, 642 nucleotides long. Its product is annotated as ABC transporter G family member 11-like. The transcript has 4 exons. Gene Ontology annotation, molecular function: ATP hydrolysis activity; ATP binding. Lineage: Eukaryota; Viridiplantae; Streptophyta; Magnoliopsida; Santalales; Ximeniaceae. Bases 1 to 642 code for a protein of 213 amino acids. The record is from RefSeq and is a predicted model, not a curated record.
AUGGCAAAGAAUCGAAUGUUUCUGCUCGCUAUUCAACAUAAUAUGCCAAGGUGUUUGAGCGCUAUCAUCAAAGACAAAGAUUGGCUAUGGCAUUUAAGUCACUCUAACGCCCUCUCCAGCCGCCUCGCCUCCAACGCCUUCCUUUCCGGUUCCAUCCUCCUCAAUGGUCGCAAAACCAAACUCUCCUUUGGUACUGCGGCAUACGUGACUCAAGACGACAACUUGAUCGGCACACUGACGAUGAGGGAGACCAUAUCAUAUUCCGCGAGUCUGCGCCUUCUGGAUAAGAUGCCGUGGGAGGAGAAGCGCGCGCUGGUUAAGAGCAUAAUCGUUGAAAUGGAUCUUCGGCAUUGUACGGAUAUGGUGAUCGAGAACUGGCACUUGCGGGGGAUCAAUGGAGGGGAGAAGAGGACGGUCAGCAUCGCUCUCGAAAUGCUUAUGAGGCCUAAACUCCUCUUCCUUGAUGAGCCUACCAGUGGCCUUGAUAGUGCUUUGGCUUUCUUUGUGACUCAGACAUUACGUGGGCUAUCUAGAAGUGGGAGGAGUGUGAUAGCCUCAAUUCACCAACCUAGAAGCGAGGUUUUCGAGCUGUUUGAUCGCUUAUACUUGCUUUUGGGAGGCAAGACCGUCUACUUUGGCUAG